Messenger RNA from Theileria orientalis strain Shintoku, 3435 nucleotides. RefSeq lists its product as uncharacterized. Lineage: Eukaryota; Apicomplexa; Aconoidasida; Piroplasmida; Theileriidae. The transcript is spliced from 2 exons. Gene Ontology annotation, molecular function: protein binding; RNA binding. The record is from RefSeq and is a predicted model, not a curated record. Gene Ontology annotation, cellular component: commitment complex; U1 snRNP; U2-type prespliceosome. The coding region runs from base 1 to 3435 and encodes 1144 amino acids. Gene Ontology annotation, biological process: RNA processing; mRNA 5'-splice site recognition.
AUGAAUGAAUCUCGCGAAUUUAUCGGAAAUAGUUGGAAUAAUCACGGUUCGAACGACCUCGACUGCUUGAAACAAAAAUUAGUUGAAGAUCCAUGGAAUCAGGAUCUGUAUACCGAGGCGAUACACUUGGCUUCUACACAGAACGAUUACAACUCCCUUGACUAUUUCAGGACUGAGUUUUUUAAACAUUGCAUUGUGGAUGAUGACUUUUGGAUAUCAUACAUCGAAGAAAAGAAGUGCUGCUUAAGCAAGGACGCUGUUAUAGAGUUGUACAAGUUCGCUGUAAAAAAUGAGCCGUCGGUUUAUAUAUGGUUAUCAUAUUUAAGAUUCGUUUUUGAAAAUAGUCACACAUUCUCCGAGUAUAAUGAUUUACGUCAGUUGUUUGAAACGAGUUUGGAGGUACUGGGUCUCCACGCCCUCGACGGCCCUCAAUUAUGGUCAGAAUACAGGCUUUUUGAGCAGAAAUUGCUCUCAAAGGUGCAGAAGGACGAAUAUAUGAACCAAAUAGACAGAAUCAGGUCCCUUUUCUACAGGCAGCUGAAGAUACCCCUGGCAGGUCUGCCAGAUCUACUGGACGAGUAUUUGGUCUGGGAGGAGGAGCUGCCCGUUGAGUAUAGAAGGCCGAUCGAUAAGGGAGAAAAUGCACACAAAAUAGGCUUCGAGGCCUGGGAACUGCGCAAGUGUUUUGAGCUGAAGAUUCAGUCGGACUUCCACGAAAUGAUGAGUCGCGACAACAUGAACUCGCUGUGGAACGACUACAUAGACUUCGAGCUGAAGUGCGGGGACAUGCAGAGGAUCAUGAUGGUGUACCACAGAGCCAUGGACGAUCUGGGCUACGAAAGGGACGACCUGUGGAUCAACUACGCAAACUACGCACUGCAAACGAGCUACGCGAAGUCGCUCUCGGUGUGCGAAAGAGCGUGCAAGCACAUGCCCAGGUCAUUAAACAUUUGGAUUAACUACUUCCUCGUUGUUUCGUCGAAGUCUGAAAACGUCAGGGACAUAGUCGACCUCCUGCAUAAGGCGAACACGGCCAUCCAGGACAUCGACCACAAGAUCAGCCUGCACAUCACGGCGGCCGACUGCGUGAGGAGGAUCGACUUGAAGGACGUUUACAAUUGUAGGUUCAUUCUGUCGAAGUGCGCAGAAUUGAAACCCGAGUACACCUCUAGAGCGGUUUUCAGGCUCCUCACUUACUGGAGUAAGUACGAGCUAAAGCUGUUGUCCUUUAACAUCGAGUCUCAGUAUGUUAAAGUGGUCGAGAAACUUUUUGAGAAGUUUAAGGGCGAGUCAUUCUGCUGGUUGUACUUGAUAGACACAGUUAAGGGGCUGAACCCGGAAAGCCCGCACAUUUCGAACAUUGUGUCGCACAUUUACAGGGGAUACAGUUCGCUGGUCGACUUCAACUCGGAAUUUGAGCCUACGACCCUCCACAUGCUCAUCAUCUGGCUCUACGAGCUCUCCCUCUCCAUGGUUAACGGCAACGACCUCGCGGACGAGUACAUAGACUACGUGCAGAGCUCAGGGGUGGUCGAGGACAUCAAGAGGGCACACAAGGUGGUCGCGGCUCACAGCACGCCCACGUCGAGGCCCUACACCUCGACCUCCAGGUCGGACAGCCUGAGUCUGAACAGUCUGAUCAAGAGGGACAGGCGCAGAAGGAAGUUCGAGACGUUUUCCGAGACCUCGUCGGACAGCGGAAGCCACUCGAGUUGGGUGCGAAGGCCGCAAUUUUUCGUCUCAGGUCUGAGGUCGCCAAUCUUGUCGGUGAAGGACUCCGACGCCCUGCGGUCGCCGAAAAUGGGAUACAGGGAGUUUAGCGCCAAGGACUCUGAACCGAGGUCCGGGAGGCUGACCCUGCGGGACCUGGAGACAGUCACCAGGGCCACGUGGGACGGCUACGAAAGUGCAGAGCCGUCAAUCGCACCAGCAGUUCCGCCGAACGCGCCCAUGCCUCCGCCCUCCUCCCCAGUCAUAUCCAGGAUAACCUCGAGACUCUCGAACUCGGGCUCGUGCACGCCCGACCUCACACCCGAGUUUAAUAUUUCAAAGGGCUCCAGUCUGCCCCCGCCGCUGGUGCUGUCUGGCCACGUUAACAACGAGUCGACGUCCGACUGCGUAAAGUUGUCAGAUACCAUCUGCAGUUCCGACUAUAAACUUAACUUUUCGACGGCGGACUCGGAAUCUAUCGCUGAGAGACUGAGCAGCGACACCGAGAGUCAGUCUGAUAGGUUUGACUCGCCCACAGUCAAGUCGCCCGCAAAGCCCACGGCUCUCGGGUUCAAUCCGUUGUCAGCCGAACCUCAAGCAUCGACCCCAGCGCCCUCUGAUUCGGAGACCGGAGUCGCGGGCGGGCACUUUCUGCUUAGCAAGAAGGAGUGCGUCAUGAACUGGUUGAGCGGCGCCUCCGAGAAUUCGACGGUUUUUGUUUCUGGCUUUGAUUUUUCACAAAUUUCCCGACUGGAGGAGUUUUUUUCGAGGCAAACAGGAUUCAUAGAGCUGAGGCCAGUUACGAAAAAGAGCUGCUGCUACGUUGAGUUCACGACCAGCCAGCACGCCAGCUUGGCCAUCGAGGCGAGUAAACCGCUUUUUAAGGAUAACCCGACGAUAUCUAUCAGGAUUUCAAAGCCAACAAAGCCGCUGUUCGAGGACAAAGUUGUGUUCGUGAGGGUUUUGAACAACAAGUACGCCCUGAGUAAGCUGAAGUCGCUGAUAGGCGAGUUCUUCAAGACUCAGGGCUACGAGGCCAAGGACGUCCGCACGACGAGGUCGCCAAUCAGUCCUAAAAACGACGACGGACCCGCAUCUGAGAAGGGCGCCAAGCUGGGGUGCUACGUCGAGUUCGGCUUCGAAAACGCCGCGAAACUGCUCAUCCACAAGCUUAUUAACGAGUACGGGUGGCCUAUUAACGUAAAUUACAGCAGUUUGGACUUUCAAGUCCUGCCUUCAAUUCCGAUUAUACACAACGCCGGUCGUGGCGAGUCCUCCAGUGACCCAGAUCGCACGCCUAAGACUGACGACUCAGCCACCACAGCCGCGGGCACGUACGAGCUGUACAUCUGCAACCUGAACUACAAGACCGACGAGAGUGGGUUGAGGGGCUACUUGGAACAGAAUUUCGGCCCCGUCAGGAGCCUCAGCAUUUGCAGGGACUCGGGCGGCAACUCCAAGGGCUACGCCUUCGUCGAGUUCGAGGACGACUUCGCGUACGCCAAGCUCGUCAAGUCCUCCCUGGUUCUCGACGACAGGAGGCUGUACGUCUCCAGGUCUAACUCCCAGGGCCGCCACAAGCUGCAGCAGAGGUCGACUCAGCCUCGGGACGACCAGGCCCCCAACCCCCCCCUCAGGGCCAAGUACCGGCGGAAGUACACUGACUACAAGAGCAGGGUCGUUGAGACCUACAGCAAGCUGAAGAAGAGGAUAAAGCUAAACUAA